Messenger RNA from Peronospora belbahrii, 360 nucleotides. The record is from the annotation of a GenBank genome assembly. Lineage: Eukaryota; Oomycota; Peronosporomycetes; Peronosporales; Peronosporaceae.
AUGAAAGUAGCUGGUGUGAUCUCACCGACGCUGUCAAUCUGGUGGAAGAUUGGCGCAAUUGCAGGCGCCAGUGGCGUAAUGCUUGGUGCUUUUGGAGCUCACGGCCUCAAGAACCGCGUGAAAGACCCACAAAUGCUCAAGAACUGGGAGACAGCAGCUCAGUAUCAGCUAAUCCACUCGUUGGUGCUAUUGGCCACGCCAAUGUGUCGACGACCGGCACUGGUGGGGGGGACUUGUAUCAGUGGGCACGAUGCUGUUUUCAGGGUCUCUUUAUGCAAUGACACUGACGGGAGAGAAAAAACUCGGCAUGCUUACGCCUAUUGGGGGGCGUUGCGAUCGUGGUUGGAUGGCUUGCACUAA